Messenger RNA from Perognathus longimembris pacificus (Pacific pocket mouse), 1108 nucleotides. RefSeq names its product monoglyceride lipase (gene Mgll). Gene Ontology annotation, cellular component: membrane. The transcript has 9 exons. Gene Ontology annotation, molecular function: lipase activity. Bases 173 to 1084 code for a protein of 303 amino acids. The record is from RefSeq and is a predicted model, not a curated record. Lineage: Eukaryota; Metazoa; Chordata; Mammalia; Rodentia; Heteromyidae.
CCCCGCCGCCGCGCCGGCCGCGGAUAAAGUGGCGGCGCCGACGCCGCGCCCAGUCGCCGCGGAGCCCGCCGCGCGCACAGCGUCCGCCCUGGCCGGCCUUGGACCCGGACCCGCGGCGCUCGGGGGAGGCGACGGCGGCGAUCGAGGCCCCGGACUCGAAAGCCCUUCCAGGAUGCCAGAGGAAAGCCCCCCGCGGCGGACCCCCCAGAACGUCCCCUACCAGGACCUGCCUCACCUGGUCAACGCCGACGGACAGUACCUCUUCUGCCGGUACUGGAAGCCCAGUGGCACCCCCAAGGCCCUGGUCUUUGUGUCCCACGGCGCGGGAGAGCACUGCGGCCGCUACGACGAUCUGGCUCAGAUGCUGCUGCGGCUGGACCUGCUGGUGUUUGCCCACGACCACGUGGGCCACGGACAGAGCGAGGGCGAGCGCAUGGUGGUGUCUGACUUCCAGGUCUUCGUCAGGGACGUGCUGCAGCACGUGGACCUGGUGCAGAAGGACCACCCCCGGCUGCCCGUCUUCCUCCUGGGCCACUCCAUGGGAGGCGCCAUCGCCAUCCUGACGGCGGCCGAGAGGCCGCGCCACUUCUCCGGCAUGGUCCUGAUUUCCCCUCUGGUGGUCGCCAGCCCCGAGUCGGCAACAACUUUCAAGAUCCUGGCGGCGCGAGUGCUCAACCUGGUCAUGCCGAACAUGUCGCUGGGGCCCAUCGACUCGAGCGUGAUCUCCAGGAACAAGGCGGAGGUCGAGCUUUACAACUCGGACCCCCUGAUCUGCCGCGCGGGGCUGAAGGUGUGCUUUGGCAUCCAGCUGCUGAACGCCGUCUCGCGGGUGGAGCGGGCGCUGCCCCGGCUCACCGUGCCCUUCCUGCUGCUGCAGGGCUCCGCCGACCGCCUGUGCGACAGCAGAGGCGCCUACCAGCUCAUGGGCUCAGCCCGGAGCCCCGACAAGACGCUCAAGAUCUACGAGGGUGCCUACCACGUGCUGCACAAGGAGCUUCCGGAAGUCACCGACUCCGUCUUCCAGGAGAUCAACGCCUGGGUCUCCCAGAGGAUGGCGGCGGCCGGAGCCGGCUCCCCGCCCUGAGCGCGGUGCGGGAGGGGCUCACAG